AUGUACGCCGAGGUCAGGAAUUCACAAUGGAUACAUUGGCAAACAACAUUCAAGAAUUUGUCUAUGAUCCUGCAAAUGGAUUGUUUUGAAUCUUGGUACAACCGUUUUGAAGACGUUUUCAUUGUCGAUGGGGCGUCUCUUGAUGAUGCAGCCAAGGUUCGUCUUCUCAUGAGAAAAAUGAACUCAAUCGCUCAUGAGAAAUAUGCGAACUUGAUUUUACCAAAACAAGUCAAGGAUAUAAGUUUUGAGGAGACAAUAAAAAAACUCAAAGGUAUGUUUGGUCGUAAAGGUACUCUAUUCAAUGUUCGAUUCAGCUGUCUUCAAACAAUCAAACGAAAGACAGACGAUUUGGUUACCUACGCAUCAUUUUUGAACAAAAAUUGGGAAGAAUUCAAAUUGAGUGACCUUUUCAUCUAUCAAUUCAAAUGUCUGUUAUUUGUGACUGGACUACAAGCCCCAGAAGACUCGGAAAUCCGAACAAGAUUAUUAGCGUCGCUUGAAGAUGAAGAAAAAGCAAAAACCAUCACACUCGACAAAUUAAUUUCUGAAGCUCAUCGAUACAUCAAUCUCAAAAAAGAUACUGCAAUGAUUGAACAUACACCACAGCCAUCUUCAAUUGUCAAUACAGUUUCAUCAAGUCAAAAAUUCAGUCAACCCCAGCGCAAUGGGUCAUUCCAGCAAAGAUCUGAUACAACCAAGACACCAAGAACACCUUGUUGGCAAUGUGGAGCUAUGCACUUCUCUCGGGACUGUACAAAUUCACAACACAAAUGUUCUCAAUGCAAAAAGAUAGGACACAAAGAGGGUUACUGCUCCUGUUACAACAAAUCAAAUUCAUCAUCAAAUCAAGAAGGUAGCAAUGCAAUUCAAACAACUGUGAAUUGUAUUGAACAUUCAAGCAAGCGAAAAUUCAUCACAGUUCAGAUCAGUGAUGUACAUAAUGCUAAACACAUUAAGGACACACCUAUUAAGCUUCAAAUAGACAGAGCAUCCGACAACAGCAUCAUAAGUCAAUCAGUGUGGAAUAAGUUAGGCAGACCAGGGUCACGUCUAAGUGAAAAAGCAAAAAGUGCAACUAGUCAUAACAUAAAACUAAUUGCUGAUUUCACCUGCAGCAUUCGUCUCCGUUCUGGAGAGGUAAGUCAGGGAAAGUUUUUCGUUACUGACAUAAACCUGAACUUAUUCGGGAUUGAAUUAUGUUUCAAUCUUUGGGAUAAAUCUCUUAGCAAUGUAUGUUGCCAAAUCAGUCACACUCCACAUCGUGAUGCAGCCAUUGCAAGUAUUCGUCAAGAAUACAAGGGUUUAUUCGACGAACCAGCAUGCAUUAAGGUCGACGUUCAGCUUCACCUCAAGCCUGGAGCUAUUCCUGUAUUCAGAGCAAAGAGACCCGUGGCAUAUUCUGUAAUACCAAUAAUUGAAAAAGAACUGAAACGCCUGGAAGAUCUUGGUAUCAUAACCCCAGUAGACUUUUCCGAAUGGGCGGCACCUAUUGUAGCAGUAAGAAAACAGAAUGACGAAUCGAAUUUCGCUGAGUUACGUGAAGCAAAUUGUGGACGUGAUCGUCCACGAUCAACAAUUUGUGGAGAUUAUUCUUCAGGCCCCAACGAUGCUCUAGAACCACAUCAGUAUCCACUUCCAAUUUCUGACGACAUAUUCGCAACACUCAGCAACAAGAAUAUUUUCAGUCAUAUUGAUCUAACUGACGCUUAUUUACAGAUACCAGUUUCUACUGAGUCACGAAAAUGUCUGACUAUCAACACUCACAAAGGUUUGUACAAUGUCAAUCGCUUAGCACCCGGAGUGAAGUCAGCACCAGGAGCUUUCCAGCAACUUAUGGAUACUCUACUAGCAGGGUUGAAAGGUGUUGCAGCUUACUUGGAUGAUAUAAUCAUAAGUGGCUCCUCCUGGGAAGAACAUCUCCAAAGUCUUCACGAGGUACUGAAGCGCCUUUUUGAUUAUGGAUUUCGAGUGAAGAUUCAAAAAUGUUCAUUUUUCGCAUCACAAAUCAAGUACCUUGGACAUAUAAUUGAUAAGAAUGGGUUACAACCAGAUCAACAGAAAAAGUAG
Episyrphus balteatus (marmalade hoverfly) is the source of this 2067-nucleotide messenger RNA. RefSeq lists its product as uncharacterized. Bases 1 to 2067 code for a protein of 688 amino acids. NCBI's taxonomy places the organism in Eukaryota, Metazoa, Arthropoda, Insecta, Diptera, Syrphidae. The record is from RefSeq and is a predicted model, not a curated record. The transcript has 4 exons.